AGCCACGCUGGCCCAGGCGCCCGCGCAUACCCCGCGCGCCUUCCCCUCACCCGCGGCGGCAUGGUGCUCGCGUCGUCAGGCGCGGCGGCCGCGUUCCUCGCCGCCCCGCGCUGCCGCGCUGCCGCCGGCGCGGGCGUGGAGGCCUCGCCACCGCCUGGCGGCUGCGAGGACUUCAUCUCCGCGGCGCCGCUGGCGCCGCGGGCCCGGCGCGCGGCGGCGCGCUCGGCCUUUCUCGCCGAGGCCACGGCGCCCCGCCGCGGCGGGGCCCUGCUGGGCAGCGGGUCGCUCCAGCGCGCGGCGGCGCGCUCGGCCUUUCUCGCGGAGGCGGGCCCGUGCGCGGCCCCGCUAGCGCCCGGCCGCGGCGGGGCGGCGGCGCGCUCGGCCUUCCUCGCGGAGCCAGGCAAGGACGAGGGCGAGGCCGAGAGCGGCGCCAGCUACACGCUGCAGCGGGCGGAGGCCGUCGCUGCGAUGUCGGCGAGGGCGGCCAGGUACUCCUGGGCGGCGGUGGCCAUCGCUGGCGUGACGGCGGCCCUGACCACCUGCUGCGCCAUGGUAGACUACUUCGCCUACCGGCGGGAGGCCCACCGCCAGCAGGACAGGGAGAAGAGGCUGCAGGAGACGGGCUGGCCAGCGCAGGCCGACGUGCAGGCACUGGCGCAGGCCGUGCGCGUGUGAGGGGCCGCCGUCUGUGCGAUCGACUGCAUCGCCACCUCGCUGCGCGCUCGCGCGCACGCCUGGCCAGAGGUGAUUCUGCUCCCCUCCUCCUCCCGUCGGUGCCGCUGUGGUUCGUUCUGGCAGCGUGCUGCACCCCUCCACCAAGGCCAACAGCCAGGGGUUAGGGAGGAUGGAGAAAGUGGUCGGACGAAAAAGGACGGGGGAUCUGGAAAGAGGUGAGGGGUACGAAACCUGCUGCGUGCAUCUGCAGGGCGUAUCUGUUGGCACCUCCCUCGUCCGACCUGGUAAGAGCAGUUGCGCGAUGUGAUUCUCUACUCCUCCCCCUUUGCUAUCCCCCACUUCGUCCGACCCAGGAAUAUGGUGGAGUGGCGGGGGGGAGAGGCAGGAG
Molecule: messenger RNA, 1063 nt
Organism: Prorocentrum cordatum
Lineage: Eukaryota; Dinophyceae; Prorocentrales; Prorocentraceae
Source: the annotation of a GenBank genome assembly